CACAAUAAUAGAGGCUAAAGGCAGCAGACGUGCCGGCCCGAGGUCUGACUGUAGGUGACGGCAGUACAACAUCAGUAAUAAAGCAGGCUGACAACGUCAAUGAAAGAUGGCUUCAUACGGUACAGAGGAGAAUGCCCAGCUAAGGGAGAGACUGCAAGCACAAUGUGAUCGGUUGUGCCAAGAACUCAAUGAAUUGGAGGAAUAUAAGGACGAUCUUAACCCAGAGGAGUACAAUGAAUGCAAACAAGACACAACAGAGCAGUUGAAAGAGCUGCAUGAAACUCUUGAAAAGUUGAUUGCUGGGGAUAUGACUCUUGUCGACGGGUUUGGUGAAAUACAAUUGUCCAUCAAAGAGGCGAUUUUGAAAGCUUGUCCUUCAUCAGCCUUGAAAGAACAGAGGAAAGACAAAACUGAUUUGAGAUCCAGGCUAGCUGCUUUGGAAAAAGAUGCGAAGAACGGCAGGAUAACAGAAAAUGAAUGCCACCUUCUAAAAGAGGAAAUCCUGCAAGCUAUCAUUCAGUCUGGUGAAACCAUCACAUCAGAGGAGAAAAAAUUCCUCAGCCAAUUGAGUGCCAAAAAUUCGCGAUUUGUUGAAGUAACUGAUCACUCAGGACUUUCUGAGCAAGCAAUCGAGUCAGCAUCAUCAAAUUUAUAUUCUUUCAAGAAGUAGCAUCAUUUUGGACAACGUUAAUUUUAAUUAUAUGACCAUAUAAUUCAUUAGCAGAGCACAAAAAAAUCAUUAUUUCAAAAUUUCACUGCUGAAUUUAAUAAUUAUUUGCAUAUUUUACACAAAAUGCAUUUCGGACCGUCUCUCAUACUGUAAAUUCCGUAAAUUCAACUUAUUUGUCAGGAUAUUUUCCUGUGUCUGUGCUAAUUUAUUCUGGAUAUUAUAUUUGUGGCAGUCGGUAGGUCCAACCAUCAAAAAUAUAAAAAAUAAAUUAGGGAUAGCAAACACUCAUAUUUAAGGAGCUAUCAAAGUAAAUGACGCAAUUUAUGUAUUUUUUGUCGUAACUUUACAUGCAUUCAUAAGAAUCCAUUAAGGCAUCUUACAUCACAAAUAAUUGGUUCAAAUUCGAUUAAGACAUAAAGAACACUACAACUUAAAAAUUUUAAAUUUUCAAAAAUGGAAGGUUAAAUACAGUCCCACUGUGGCUGCUGCGCAGUCUUAAAUUGGUACACCUUGGUUAUGACCAGAAAUAUUAAUUUAAGUUAUGACACCCUAGCUAAUUUUGAAGUUGUAAUUUUUUAUUGAUGAAAUUGUUGGCUGGUGGACUGGAGGAGCCGCUAAGGACGUUUAACACUAACAUUCUGACUGUAUUCAGAGUGGGUGCAUGAUUCCAUCAAAUAUGUAUAGUAAAAGUUACUGUGAGAGGGCUCUUGGGGGUUCCAUGCAUUUACAAAAAAAAUGUGAAUCAUUUUCUUGUGACAUUUGCAGGUAACCAGGGGGUUGGCCUAAGAAACUAAUGUAUUUUUAUUCUUGUAUUGGAGCUUGAUCAUAAAUAAUAUUCACUUAUUUCCAGUAUAAAA
This is a messenger RNA of Cloeon dipterum, 1527 nucleotides long. Its product is annotated as protein LZIC-like. NCBI's taxonomy places the organism in Eukaryota, Metazoa, Arthropoda, Insecta, Ephemeroptera, Baetidae. The record is from RefSeq and is a predicted model, not a curated record. Bases 107 to 670 code for a protein of 187 amino acids. The transcript has 6 exons. Gene Ontology annotation, molecular function: beta-catenin binding.